Molecule: messenger RNA, 2556 nt
Organism: Dermacentor silvarum
Lineage: Eukaryota; Metazoa; Arthropoda; Arachnida; Ixodida; Ixodidae
Product: endothelin-converting enzyme 1
Exons: 7
Coding region: 1-2556 (851 amino acids)
Biological process (GO): protein processing
Cellular component (GO): plasma membrane
Molecular function (GO): metalloendopeptidase activity
Source: RefSeq, a predicted model, not a curated record
AUGUUUGGCGCGAACUGGUGGGGUCGCACGUCUAGACGACGCGAGGUUGUCAGAGACUCGAUGAACUCGUCCAAGCUGUUCACGGCUGCGAAUGCUGACGUCGAUCCGGGCGGAGGCCAGCCCACCGAUGGAGCGGUCAACCACGAUCACGAAGGCGCGCCGACGAUCAUCUCUGCUUCGGCUAUGGCACCGUUCAGUGAGACAGCCGGACACGUCACAGCGAUGACCGACCAGCAACCCGAAACGGCGCUGAGGGAGAUGGCCAGGCUACCAUCCCUGUUGGACAGACUCCUCAACCCGUUUCGAAAGCGGGCGCACUUUGGAACGGUCACGCUCAGGGUGCUGACGCCGAGGUCGACACCGACCACGUCGCCUUCGCCGUUGAAGAUAAGGUCCUCGAGCUUCUCGACUGUCGACAAGUGGCCGCAGGUCGCCGUCGCCACCAUUCUUGUGGCGGCCACGGUGUUGGCAGUAUACUCGCUGUUCCGGUACACCGGCGGAAGCGGCGGAGGUGGUACGUCCGGGGGCGGCCCGGCGCUCUGCCAGACCGCCGACUGCGUUCGGCAUGCAUACCUGUUCGCCGACCGAUUGAACGCUAGCAUCGACCCUUGCGAGGAUUUCGCCGCGUUCGCCUGUUCCGCGUGGACUUACGGGAAGCCGCACCGUCGUGAUGAGGCGAAGUCGAUGCGUCAAGAAAUCGUGCUGAACUUCACUGACAACUUCGUUGGAACCAUCCCUACUGGCCUCAGGCACAUUCCGGUGCGCAGCAAAGCUCUAGCCAUGUUCCGUGCGUGCUUGGAUGUGACGGCGUACAGCUCGCACAGCAAGGAGGUCAUUCGUCGGUUCCUGGCUGACGAGGGCGUAUCUUGGCCGCAGAGCGCGAGUUCCCCGUCUUCUGGAGUCGUCUCGUCGCCUCUCAGGAUCUUGAUCCGCUUCGCUGUCAAGUGGCAGCUGCCCCUGUGGUUCAACGUGCUCGUGUUGACAAAAUUCUCGGAUGGCCAGCGAGCAGUGAUGCUCGAGGACAACCCAAAGAUGCGUGAUUGGGCGGCCAUCCACAAGCAGCUGGAUAUGACGAACUCCACUUUCGAGUACUGCAGUGCUCAUUACGAGACACUGUCACCACGAGACGACAAGAAACCACGGCAGCAGGCUUCCCGCUCGGAAUGCGACGAGAUGAGCCAUAUCGAGACGACCGUGUACCAUGAGCUCCUCGACAACCGCGAAGGCAAGGCCAAGACAGGGGCCAUGUUCUCUCUACACAGCAUCGAAAACUACACGGCGGAUGCCUUCUCUUCAAACGAAUGGCUUGAAAGCCUCAACAACCAUGCAUCGGUCACUGGCCAGCCUAGGUUCACGGCAUCGGACCGAAUUGUCCUGAGGGACACUGGGCUACUCUCGGGAAUCGGGUGGCUCUGGGCAAACCACAGCAAAGGGAAACUGCUGGGGGCGCUGUCCUGGCUUCUGGCGCAGAUACUAGGGCCCAUCGCGGACGCUGGGCUGCUUAGGUACAGGUACGGCAGUCUCGACGCCGACAACGUCAGGCGCCUGUACUUCUGCGCCACCGAGGUUGAAGAGAUCUACCGGUUUCUGGUGAUCGCCUUCGUGACAGCCGUCAACUUUCCAGAGAGUCUGCGCCUAAACAUCAACUCGCAGCUCAGCAUGGUCCAGCAGACGGCCUCAGCCCUGGUCGGAGCUCUCCCGUGGCUCGACAACGCCACCAAGGUCAACGCUCGGAACAAGCUUUCGCGCGCCAGGACUCUGCUGUGGCCCGCCAAUGACCUCCUCACGGACGAGGCGCUCUCCAUCAUGUACUCCGGCUUUCCCGAUGACAUGCACGCCACGGGUGAGACGUUCGCCGAGCUCUGGCUCCACUCCAGACAAGCUCUUUACGACCUGGAGACGGAUAACGUCUACCGUGGCACAGCAGCCGACAUGCCACCCAACAUGCGCCUGCCUUUGGCCAAAUACGACUACCUGCGCAACACGGUCCGCAUCUCGGUCCAGGCACUGUCUAAGCCAAUGUACUACGCGCAGGGCACGGACUCCAUGUUCUACGGCGGCCUGGGCUUCGUCUAUGCCCGCGAACUCGUCAAAAGCUUAGACGGCGAAGGUAUGUCGUACGACGCGGAUGGCAAUGUAGGUCAUGACUGGGCGUCGGAUGUCUGGAGAAUCACCAUGGUCGAACGAAGGUUCUGCUUGGCAUUUCACGGCAGUGGCAAUAAAAGGGUAACCACAACAGCCGGCGACUAUCGCCUCUUUCCCGACACUCCGGCGUUGGAGGUGGCGUACACGGCGCUGGAGCAGGCGCUCGCUUCGGACCCGCGGUCCACGAGGGUCCUCGAGGCUUACACCGAGCAGCAACUCUUCUUCAUCACGCUCUGCUACCUCAUGUGCGGCGGCGCUAACCCGGGCCCCACGGACUGCAACAGGGCCCUGCGCCACUUCCGGCCCUUCGCGCAACACUUCAACUGCGCGCAGGGCAGCAAGAUGGUGGCCUCCAAGCAAUGCAAUUUCCUCUACACAAAGCACGCCGACGACGAACACACAACAAAAUGA